AUGGCUAGUGAAUUCGAAGAUGUGCUCACAAACCAGCCGGUAGUCAUCGACAAUGGAUCGGGCACUAUAAAGGCUGGGUUUGCAGGACAAGACCAACCGAAAUGCUUCUUCCCGUCCUUUGUGGGACGGCCUAAGCACAUACGUGUUAUGGCAGGCGCUUUAGAAGGAGAUGUCUUCAUUGGCAAGAAGGCUCAGGAAUUCAGAGGACUGUUGAAGAUCAAAUACCCGAUGGAACAUGGGAUAGUGACUGAUUGGGACGACAUGGAACGUAUAUGGAGUUGGGUGUACGCUGAAGAGCUCGGAACUCUUAGUGAAGAGCACCCCGUAUUGUUUACAGAGGCACCUCUGAACCCUCGGCAUAAUCGAGACGUGGCGGCCCAAAUCUUCUUCGACACCUUCAAUGUGCCUGCACUCUUUAUUUCUGUUCAAGCUGUCUUAUCGCUGUAUUCUUCAGGGAGGACAACCGGGAUUGUGUUAGAUUCUGGGGAUGGUGUCACACAUGCUGUUCCAGUGUUCGAAGGUUUCUCUAUGCCGCAUGCAAUCCGACGAGUGGAUGUUGCAGGACGCGACGUGACAGAACAUCUCCAGCUAUUGCUGCGCAAAUCAGGACAUCAUCUGCACACUACGGCUGAACGGGAAGUCGUUCGUACCAUUAAAGAGAAGUGUUGCUAUAUUGCCCUCAACCCCGCAAAGGAAGAAAAGGAUUCCAUUGGGCGGAACGAGGAGUUCCGGCUGCCCGACGGCAAUACUGUGCAACUCGGCCCCGAACGAUUUCGCGCGCCAGAGAUCUUAUUUAAUCCAGAGUUAAUUGGUCAAGAAUAUGCUGGUGUACAUCAAGUAGUAGUAGAUUCAAUCAACCGAGUCGACCUUGACCUGCGGAAGAGUCUGUUCUCGAACAUCAUUCUCAGCGGAGGAAGCACCUUGUGUCGUGGAUUCGGUGAUCGGCUGCUGAAUGAGGUGAAGAAGAUGUCCCUCAAAGACGUGAAGAUAAAGAUCUAUGCACCGCCGGAACGCAAGUAUUCAACUUGGAUCGGGGGAUCCAUCCUUGCCGGAUUGAACACGUUCAGAAAGAUGUGGGUUUCUGCAGAAGAAUACCAGGAAGAUCCGGAUAUAAUUCACAAGAAGUUGGGAUUUUGA
Messenger RNA from Laetiporus sulphureus 93-53, 1137 nucleotides. Its product is annotated as actin-like protein. The transcript is spliced from 9 exons. Lineage: Eukaryota; Fungi; Basidiomycota; Agaricomycetes; Polyporales; Laetiporaceae. Bases 1 to 1137 code for a protein of 378 amino acids. The record is from RefSeq and is a predicted model, not a curated record.